UGGGUGUAUGUUAAAAUUCGCCGCGAAAUAUUUCGAUCAAAAUACGCUGCAAACUGAAUAUAUUAAAGCUCUUCUAGGGAAUAAUUUUGUUUGUCUCGAGUGACGAAAGAUGAGUGAAAUAAGUGUUAUUUAAUUUAAUAGUAUUGUGGAAAUUGUGUCAAUCUUUUGGUGAAAAUGAAUGGCAAAAUGCACAGUGAAACCGGCGCUUUCUCAUCUGACGGCAUGCGCGCCGAAAUAUUGAACCCUUUCGUCCACAAAUUGGAAUUAGAUAAUACAUACGACAAAAUAAAGACGGCGAUAUUCACAGUUAUACUGCUGCCGUUUCGAGUGAUUGUCAUUUGUUACUUAAUAGUGACAGCAUGGCUAAUAGCGUGUAUUGGCCUAUAUGGGCUGAGUGAAGAGGAUCUACGGCGGAAACCUAUGACUGGUUGGAGAAGCAAACUCCGGUUCUCGAUCCUGUCCCUGAUGCGGCUGGUGGUGGUGGCGGCGGGUUUCCACCGAGUCAGGAUCCUGGGCCACCAUCACAAGCCAGCGCACCCGCGAGACGCGCCGGUCGUGGUGAUGGCGCCACACUCCUCAUUCUUCGAUGCUAUUGCCAUCGUGGUGCUCGGGGCUCCAAGUGUGGUGGCGAAGGCUGAUACAGCGCGACUCCCCUUCAUUGGACAGCUGAUCAACUACACUCAACCAGUAUACGUGUGGAGAGAUGACCCCAACUCUCGACAGAAUACCAUCAAGGAGAUCAUAGAGCGAGCCACGUCUAAGGAAGACUGGCCUCAGGUCCUCAUCUUCCCAGAAGGCACGUGCACCAACCGGUCAUGCCUCAUCACGUUCAAGCCCGGCGGCUUCUACCCUGGGGUGCCAGUGCAGCCGGUCACCAUCCGCUACCCUAACGCCAGGGACACUGUCACUUGGACCUGGGAGGGACCUGGAGCACUGAAGCUCCUGUGGUUGACUCUGACGCAGAUCCACAGUUCGUGUGAGAUAGAGUUCCUGCCUGUAUACUACCCGAGUGAGGAGGAGAAACGUGACCCAAAACUGUACGCCAGGAAUGUCAGGGAUGUUAUGGCUAAAGCCCUCGGCGUCCCAGUUCUGGACUACACGUAUGAUGACUGUCGUCUGAUCGCGCGAGCCAAACAACUGGGCAUCCCCGCCGCCCCCUCCGUCAGGGAAGUCAGCGAGCUGAGGACGCAUCUUGGCCUGGAGCGUUCCCAGUUGGAGCUUCACGUGGCGGCGCAGGGUAUGUCCGGUCGUCCACGGUGGGUGACCAGCGCAGAGUUCUUCGCGCGGCUGGGAAUAUCCGCUGCCGACCCUCACGCUCAGAGGCUGUUUGACAUCUUCGUUCAGAGGUCGACCGGUCUGGCGUCUUUCCCGGACUACCUGCUGUGUGCCGCGUUUCUGUCGUUGCAACACGCGCCGCUGUCGCAAUUGCUGUCUUAUGCUUUCAAGCUAUACGACAGCACGGGCACAGGUCGUUUAACAGCGACUCACUUCGAGGAGGUGGCGACGCGGUGUCUCGGGCUGUGUCAGGAAGAUGCGCAGAACACCUUCCGCCAGGCUGACCUCGAUGAGAAGGGGUACUUGACUUAUGAUGAAUUUAUCUCGUACGCGCAAAAGAAGGCAGAGUUUUGUCACAUUUUCGCGACUGAUGCGGCUCAUCAGAAGCCCAAAACUCAGUGAGGGUCGCAGGAUCACAUCCCAACUGUCUGCAGUCAGGUCGCUUGAGGUACGAAGUAAGCCGAACUUUGUUGGCAAAAAACAAGAUUAUGUUGGAAAAAAUAAAAAAAUUGUUGUCAAAUAUCAUAAUUUUGUUGAAGUUGAAAAUUUUGGAAAAAAAAACUAACUGCAUAUGGGAUUAUAAAUAGGCGAAAAUGAACAUGAAUGAAGUUUGUUGGUCACAUCGAAAAAUUAUUGGAACCAAGGAGAAAGUAUAAAGACUUAUGUGGAUACAAGGAAUAACGUAUUUUGUACAAAACCGUGAUGGAAUUGUAAUCUUGACAUAAUGUGUGACGUCAUACCACUGGUAGGAACGUAAGAAAUAAUGUGAUGUCGAAGUCAAAUCAUAACUCAUAAUUCGAAUCAUAAUUUUCUAAAUGAGGAUAAAAAGUGAAGCUCUAAGAAUGCAGGCGGCCGAUCUGUUGAGUGUUCCUAAAUUUUGACAGUUCUCCAUACUGUCCAGGUAAAAUACGUCAUAAUUUGCCAUAAAAAAUAUAUACUUACGGUUGAAUUGAGAACCUCCUUUUUUGAAGUCGGUAAAAAUGUCGAGCAACGUGGACCGUCUGAAGGAUGAGUUACUUACGUAUAAGAAAAGUAGGUAGUUGGAAAAAAGCAGUUUUC
Messenger RNA from Pectinophora gossypiella (pink bollworm), 2334 nucleotides. It is a transcript of the gene LPCAT, whose product is annotated as lysophosphatidylcholine acyltransferase. Gene Ontology annotation, molecular function: calcium ion binding. Bases 175 to 1677 code for a protein of 500 amino acids. The transcript has 11 exons. The record is from RefSeq and is a predicted model, not a curated record. Lineage: Eukaryota; Metazoa; Arthropoda; Insecta; Lepidoptera; Gelechiidae.